Lizanozyma spartinae is the source of this 1032-nucleotide messenger RNA. RefSeq lists its product as uncharacterized. NCBI's taxonomy places the organism in Eukaryota, Fungi, Ascomycota, Pichiomycetes, Serinales, Debaryomycetaceae. The transcript is spliced from 2 exons. The record is from RefSeq and is a predicted model, not a curated record. The coding region runs from base 1 to 1032 and encodes 343 amino acids.
AUGAUGCGAAAGGUAAUGCCUGCGAUGUACAAGGAUGUUGUUAAUGAUAUGCCAAACUAUGGAGAACAGUUUGAUGAAAGAUCAAUGUGGUUGGCCAAACAAGAAACAAAGACCCCUAAGAGCUCCGUAAUAGUUUAUUUACAUGGUGGAGGAUACUUUCUACAAACGCAACCAAUGCAACUAGCAAUGAUCUGUACCUUAUAUAAGCUGGUGAACAAGGCUACAAGAUCUAAUUUGAAUAUUUUAUUCUUGGACUAUAAAUUAGUUUCCGAAGGUGAAUACCCACUUCCUUACCAGGUAGUUGAAUUGUAUAAGACAUAUGUCAACUUGGUUAACGCAGGUUAUGAAGACAUCCAACUACUUGGUGACUCAGCUGGUGGUAAUAUAGCGAUCUGUUUUACUCAAUACUUGUACAUGUUGUACAACAAGUUACCUGACUCCAAUAUCAAUACUACUCUUGAGAUAUCAAAACAAAUUUAUCCAUCAGAAUUAAUAUUAGUAUCUCCAUGGGUUAAGCUUUUACCCGAAAUUGCAGAUAUUUACACUCCUGGGAAAUCAUGGCAUGAUAAUGAAAAGUAUGAUAUCAUCACACACAAUCUAGGUGAAAGCAUCAAACACAUUGUAAAGACUGCAAAGUUAGAUCACUUGCUUGUGAGUCCGGGUAAUGCCAAAGCAGAAGUUGAAGAUUGGCUGCGAAUUCCUUUGUUCUCGGACCCUAAACUGAGACUAUUUGUUUUAUUUGGAGAAGAUGAAUCAUUCCGUGAUGAUAUAAUUGACUGGUGUGAAAAUGCACUUGGAGUACCUUCUGAAACCUUUGCUGCUAAAAACCGUCAAUAUUCAUACACUAAAUUUGACAAGUCCAAGUCAAAGUGUCAAGUUGAAAUUCACAUGGAACCCUACGGAAUUCACGAUUCAUUGUUUUUCUUUGAAGAUGAUGCCGCAAUAGCCUUACGACAAAAGAAACCACUUGAUAUCAACAAAUAUUAUGGGCUUACUAGGGUAGUUGAUUUUGUUAACCGUCAUUUUGAGUGA